Messenger RNA from Sorex fumeus (smoky shrew), 798 nucleotides. It is a transcript of the gene OSM, whose product is annotated as oncostatin M. Gene Ontology annotation, molecular function: oncostatin-M receptor binding; cytokine activity. Bases 1 to 798 code for a protein of 265 amino acids. NCBI's taxonomy places the organism in Eukaryota, Metazoa, Chordata, Mammalia, Eulipotyphla, Soricidae. The transcript has 4 exons. Gene Ontology annotation, biological process: oncostatin-M-mediated signaling pathway; immune response. The record is from RefSeq and is a predicted model, not a curated record. Gene Ontology annotation, cellular component: extracellular region.
AUGGAGCCUCGUACCCACGAGGCACCCCCAGCCCGGGUGGGUGCGGGGAGGCGGCGGGCGGCGGGGCCCGCCCCCCGGAACCUUCCAGCUGGGGGGACCUGCAGCGACCGGAGACCCGGAGAGGGCCGGCAGGACCCGUCCGGAGGUCUGGCCCUUGGACUCCUGCUCCUGAGCCGGCCCGCCGCAGGCAGCUGCCCCAGUUACCAAGACCUGCUUCGGCAGCUGCAGAUCCAGGCAGUGCUGCUGCAGGACCACAGCAGGCUGUUGGACCCCUACAUGCACUUUCAAGGCUUGCACAAGUCCAUCCUGAGGGAUCACUGCUGGGAGCAGCCCGGAGCCUUCCCCAGCGAGGACGACCUGCGGGCGCUCAGCCGGCCAGCCUUCCUGCGCACUGUCCAGGACAGGCUGCACAGAAUCACCUCCUUCCUGAAGACCUUCCCUAAGGAUCUCCCAGAAACGCAGCCCAUGACCACAGCCUUGAGGUACAUCCAAGGCUUCCAGAACAAUGUCCACUGCAUGGCCCAGCUGCUGCCCGAUGCCUCGCCGGCCAGACCCCCCCAGGAGGGCCCGGGGGCCUUGCCCACCCCCUCCUCCAACUCUCUUCAGCGCAAGCUGGAUGGCUGCCGGCUCCUGAGAGGUCACCACCGCUUUAUCCACUCAGUCGGGCGGGUGCUUGGGGAGUGGGGGGCGCACCCCAGCCGGAGCCGGAGACACAGCGCCCCCCUGGACCUCUGGAAGCAAGCCUGGAGGAUGAAAGCCUCCAGGCGGGGCAAGAAACUUGUGUCCAGGGCCCGGUAG